AUGGGAGGUUUCCUUUCGGUGCAAAGCAAAGAAAAGCGCCGCCGCUCAAAUCGGCUGUCGAAACCGCCGCCAAACAAAGCAGCGCUAGGGUCAUCCAACCCCCGCGCAUCCCAUCAAGCUUCUUGUUCCAACUCCCCUACGCGCUCCCAGGCUACUGCUUGGCAAGACCCUUGGACCGGGACUUCCAUUCCCAUCAGUGCCCCUGAGUCUGACACAGGUGGAAGGAGAUCACAGUCUCUCCCUUCUGUCUCCUAUCAACCUGGGGCACCAUGGCCGUCUGUCAACAAGGCCAGGAAAUGCCAGUCGAUGGUCAAAGCGCCAGAUGAUCUUGGCCUGCGCUCAUCUGUUCGUACUACGAGCAUGUCAGACUCUAUGGGCGCGCAAGCCUCCCACCGUUCUUCCAGGCAGGGCAGCUUCCAUACAGCCACACCCCGGAAUGGUCCAGAGCCUUCAAUAGCCCGACAACCGAGCAGAUCAUAUUCUACGCACUCUCCACUACAAAGAACCCAAAGUACUAUGCAUCAUAGCACAAUCGAAGAAGCAACAUCGUCGAACACACUUUUCAUGGUAGACAGCCAAGGGUUUUCUCUGAUUCGUCGACGGUCUCUGCUAACACGACCUGGAGUCGCAACGAGGAGGUCAACCAGAGAUACUGCCCGGCGACUGUCUUCGCCAAUCGAUCAGGAAACUAACACCUCAAUCAACUACCGGAACGGAACCUACAUACCAUCACGGCUAUUAUUGUCCGAUUGCGAAAAUGCUGCCCAUAGGCCAUCCGGCCCACUCACUCAGUUACGUCCACCGACACCCAAUGAUUUUGAGUACACCCAUCUAGGGGCGCUCAAGUUAGGAUCACUACGGGUUGUGAAUGGUUCUGCAUCUCCGUGCCCUAGUGAUAGGACUCGGUUAAAUCGUCCCAACAGCCCAACUAUAGAGGCCAGUGACGUCGGUACGCAUGCUCCGGAAUCCAAGCAGCCUAUUGAGGAAACCCAAUACCAUGCACACCAAAUUCCAACCAAUCUGAAUUGUGAACCCCAAUCAGCCUAUGGGUGUGUACCUGGUUCAUCCCAAGAUGCCGAACUCACUAGAAGUAGCGGACAUGAUGAACUUGAGAACUCCGAUGUUAGCCUACAAAUGAAGCAGGAGUAUCAUCCGGGUCUCCAUAAAAACAGAGGAUUUGCGUCAAUGUUACAAAUCCCUGCAGCCUUUGAGACCGAAAAGUCUGAAGAUUACCCUGCAAGUCCUUUUUCGUUUGAGAAAUCGCCGACAAUAUCAACCCCUUACCGACACCGUGGGAACGAGACAGGAGACGAAGGAAUAUGUGUACCUGACGAGGAGAAAAUGUUUGCUCCCAAGCUGGAUUGCACCUUGCGAGAUCACGAGCACAAAGAACUCCAACAUCCACACAGUAAAGUCGACAGCGGUUACAGUUCCGCAGCUUCUGUCCGUUCCACCAGAAGAUCCACGGAUUCCCACACAUCUGCGCGUUACUCCGGAGGAUCCCGCAGGUUUACGUUUGGUGGUAGUCUGAGGGAUCUCGAAACUUGGGAUGCCAAAACCUGCUCAGAUUUUGAAGACCAGAUUCCUGUGCACCGCCGUUCAAGCCUUCAUGAUCCUUUGGCAGGGCACAAAGCCGAAGUCUGUGGCCAGUCGACCCACGGAACUUCAAUGUGCCAUGACUUCCAACGGACACCCAUGAAAGGGCGCCUAAGGAGUUCAUCAUUCACAAUUUCGCAUGAAACUAGGCAUGCGAUGUCUUUCUCUCAGUAUUGCCAUCAACUGAGAAGCCUUGAAGCCUCUUCCCCAGGGAUCUCAGUUGUCUCCGCGGAUUCUGCACCUUACCCGUCAGCCAAGUGGCAGAACACAGGGGCAUUCAUAGCUCAAUCGGAGACAAUCUGCGCAACGAAACUACCACAGGUAACAGCACAAGAGUGUGACGUACAGGCUAGCAGCAGCUCCAUGGAGACUGCUCGGCUACCAAAGCCAAAUCUUGAUGCACUUCGGAUGUCAGUCCCAGAAAGCGCGGGGGAUGCGGGCGCAGGAAGACCUGCAUUUGGUCCACCGCGAGGAAGGACUAGAAGUCGGAGUAUUGAAUGUCAACAUAAAAGGUUGACGAAACAUGCUAAACGCCCAAAUCUUUACAUGGCGGCUUCACCAUUCAUCUUCCAUUGA
Aspergillus ibericus CBS 121593 is the source of this 2172-nucleotide messenger RNA. RefSeq lists its product as uncharacterized. The record is from RefSeq and is a predicted model, not a curated record. The transcript has a single exon. Bases 1 to 2172 code for a protein of 723 amino acids. NCBI's taxonomy places the organism in Eukaryota, Fungi, Ascomycota, Eurotiomycetes, Eurotiales, Aspergillaceae.